Prunus armeniaca (apricot) is the source of this 1116-nucleotide messenger RNA. The record is from the annotation of a GenBank genome assembly. NCBI's taxonomy places the organism in Eukaryota, Viridiplantae, Streptophyta, Magnoliopsida, Rosales, Rosaceae.
AUGUCAUCCAAUGAAGACAAGAAAAGCAAGAACAAGGACCACAGUCUUGAGUGGAUUGGAGAUGGAGCAAAAGGAAAAGAGCCAGAGUCAACAAAUACUGGGGUUGAAUCUUGGGAUUGGGGUGCAGAUGUUGAAUUGGAUUUAGAGGAGUAUGAUUAUGAUAAUGUGCAGCCUAAAUAUGACUCUGAUGAUGGCACUCCAAUGACGGAUAGAUGGCCAGAGUUCAAUCUGGCAACUGACAUGGUAGAUCCAGAGUUUGAGGUUGGGAUGAAGUUCAGUGAUUGUAAAGUUUUUAGAGCAGUUGUGAGAGAACAAUUUAUAAAAAGGAAUUGGGAUGUUGUAUUUGUGAGAAGUGAGGCUUUCAAGCUAAAGGCAGUUUGUGCAUAUCUAGAUUGCCCAUGGGAGAUAUAUGCUUCCAAAAUGCAGCAUGAGAAGACCCUGCAGGCUAAGAAAUAUGAGGGUGAGCACACUUGUGGUAUUGUUUGGGAGAACCCCACUGUGAAGUGUAGUUGGCUCAGUGUCGAAUAUAUGGAAACAUUGAAGAGCAAUCCAAGAUGGCCAGUUAGCUCAUUCAUGGAGACUGUGAAGAAGGAUUAUAACACUGGAGUUUCUAGGCAACAAGUUUAUAGGGCUAAAGAGAGGGCAUUGUGGCAGAUUGAGGGAAUAUACACAGAACAAUACUCCAAAAUUUGGGAUUAUUGUGAAGAGUUAAGGAAGACCAAUCCAGAAACAACAACCAAAGUUCAAUGUGAUUUCAAUGAACAAUUGGGUCAUCUAGUGUUUCAAAGGUUAUAUGUGUGCCUAGGUGCAUGUAAAGCAGCGUUCAUUGCUGGAUGCAGAUCCAUUAUUGGAUUGGAUGGCUGCUUCUUAAAGGGUGUAUAUGGAGGGAAAUUUUUAGCAGCAGUUGAGAUUGUUAACCAGUUUGGAUACACUUUCGUAUCAGACAAGCAAAAAGGAUUAUUACCAACUUUUGAGCAAGUUGUUCCUAAUAGUGAACACAUGUUUUGUGCAAGACAUCUGUUCACCAACUUCAGAUUACAAUUCAAAGGGAAAGCUUUGUCUGACAAAUUCUGGGGUGCUGCAAAAGCAACAACUGUUCCACAGUUUGCAAGAUAG